CUCGCAUCCUGAUCUGGAGUCACAUUGAAGGAGAGUACCAAGGUACCUACACUACUUAGGUAAGUUAAUCCGUACGCGCAAGUGAGGUGCAUGCUGAUUCAGCUACUAGUACUACAUACGUACUGCCACUAAGGCAGCGCCUUAUAGUAGAAGCGCGCAAACUGCCGACGGGAAUAACCUAUUUGUGAAUUGCUUGGCCUCAUCUCGGCAGUCCUGAGCCAUGCGCGAGCGGAUCACCUAUGUCCAAAAACUGGGCGACUCCUUGGAGCCUUCGGCGGUCACGGUCGACAGCAGCGGAAUCAGCGGCCCCGAGGUGCACGCCGUCCGCGAAGACCGGCUGACGAUAGCGCUCGACGAGCUGCCCCCAGAGCUGCGGUCGUUGGUUACCGAUGCCCAAGAUCUCCAUAUCCGAUGGGUCAGCGCGGCCUCCUACGAGCUGGUGAGCCCGCUGCUGGCAAGACUGCCGCCUGGCUUCCAUCUCUUUUACAGUCCGGGGAGAAAUAAUUCUGUAUCAAACAAGCUGUGCUCGACGUUGGCCGACAUAUUUGGAGAGAUCUCCUGUUCCACUCCUGCGAAAUCAUUCACGGAUUUGCGCAAUGGGCGCUUCCAGUACUUCCAAGAGCUCGGCGGCCUGACGCACUUGAUUGAGUAUGCCAAAGGCCGGCUGUGCCACCCGGCCGACGAUAAUGGCUGCUCGGCCAGGAUAGAAGCCCUGUCGACAGCCGGCUCACUCGAUGUCUCGUACGAGACCAGCCAGAACGUCUUGCGUAUUACCGCCCUGUGGCCUUACCAGCGCCGGCGGGUGCGUGCCGCCUCGCACCCGCGUCUCCGCACCGAAGUGGGCAUCCUCUCCACGGACAAGCCCAAGACGCUCGAAGCACACGAGGUCGGUAUCUCGGGGCUUCUGACGGUCCUGGGCCAGGACUCCAAGCCGUCCCCGACCAUGUUCUCCUUUGCCUCGCGGCACCGCGACGCCGAAUCCGCUUUCUCGGCCCGGUUCCUCGCCCCGACCGGCCUCCAUCCGACGCUCCAGCUGCGCCUCACCUCCAGGAGCCCGCGUCCCCUGUCCGAAGGCGAGGGCGGCGACGCCAGGUCCUGCCACCCCUACGCCUACCUCACGCUCCCGCGCACAAUCUUUGCCGACAAGUAUCAGCUCUCAGAUCCGCUCUUCCUCGCCUCCAAGAACCUCGCGGCCCUGCGCCACACCACCCAGCCGGUCGACCUCGAGGCGCCAGAGUAUGCCAUGAGCCAGUGGGGCUCGGCGAUCCUCGUACAGCUGGCGCCGCCCGAGCCCGAGCCCGAGCCCGCGCCCUCCUCUUCAUCUGCGUCCCGUUCCCGGGGGAGGAAGAGCGGUGGGGACGGGCAAGACGGAGCGGAGGACGAGUGGACGGCCGAGAUCCCCCUCCACCUCCGCUACCUCGCCCCGACGCGCGGCGGGUACGCGACCAUCUCGGUGCCGUACCCGGCCGUGUUCUGGGCCUGCGAGCCCGAGCAGGAGGGGGCGGUGGCGUUCCCGCCGAAUCCGUUUGAGAAGGCGCAUCUGGGGUAUGACGGCCUAUUCGAGGAGGGAACGGUGUUUUGGCACGUGCAGCCAAGGCCGCCGCCCGGGAGCGUCGGUGACGGGCUGCUGGUGAACGAGGUCAGGGUGCCGGUGCUGGACGUGGAAAAGGCCGGAUGGGUCAACGCCGGAACGGCGGCGGCCGUGGCGGUCGGGUUUGCGUGGAUCGUGUGGAAGCUGAUCGGGGUUCACUUGCGCCAUGGUUAUGGGGGUGGCGUUGAGAGAGAGGAGGAGAAGGUGAAGAAGAGACAGUGAUGCGGGGAGCGUGUACACUACUAACUUGCGGGUGCGAGUAUGCAGAUGCAACGGUGACGUGACUUUGGAUACUUUUGUUACAUUAUCAAUUCUUUCAGCGGCCUUGCUGCUGACGGCGCCGAAGCUAGUGGCCUAGUGGCCUUGUUUGGCAAACGACGGGAGCAACUGGCAAAGACACGAGCUGUUGAUCAACGAACGUCUCGACCACAGAGUAGGACACCCUCCCAAGUAAGCGACGACCGAGGACCUAGUUAUGUAAGAAUUAUUAUCUUCUGUACUGCACCACAGCACGAAUGUCAAGCCUUGGCAGCGAAGCCUGCCUCUCGCCUCUCGAAGCAUCUCUCGGGCGACCACUCUUCUACCAAGUAGAC
Molecule: messenger RNA, 2184 nt
Organism: Thermothelomyces thermophilus ATCC 42464
Lineage: Eukaryota; Fungi; Ascomycota; Sordariomycetes; Sordariales; Chaetomiaceae
Exons: 3
Coding region: 221-1813 (530 amino acids)
Biological process (GO): GPI anchor biosynthetic process; protein processing
Cellular component (GO): glycosylphosphatidylinositol-mannosyltransferase I complex; endoplasmic reticulum membrane
Molecular function (GO): mannosyltransferase activity
Source: RefSeq, a predicted model, not a curated record